AGGAAUGAAGCGACAUGUGUGAUAUGUGUAAGGAUCAUCCAAGGUUCACAUCGUACAUUUAUGACACUUGGUUGGUUCACAAGGAGAAAUUUGUGAAGGCAUGGACAAACAGAGUGAAGCAUUUUGGAACGACAACAAGUAACAGGGCUGAAAGUGCACAUGCAAGCUUGAAGAAGAUGCUUAGGAAUGGCAAGGGUAACCUGUGCGAUUCAUGGGAAGCAAUUGAUAGGUUGACCAUUGUACGCCACAAUGCAAUACAAGCAUCGUUUGAGCGCAGUAUUAACAUUGUAGAGCACCGUUUCAAGUCUCCAAUGUAUAAGAAUAUGAGAGGAUUCGUUGCUAAACAUGCACUUCACCUAAUGUAUGAUGAACAAAACAGAUUUUGGGGUCAUGGUGAGAAAUGCGGUUGCGUGAUGAAAGUCACUCAUGGACUACCUUGCGCUUGUGCACUUCAGAGUAUUGCCUCAAUUCCGUAUGCAGCAGUUGAUCCAUUCUGGAAGAUACUUUCUUGGGAACAAGUGCCUGUUGUGGAGAGUCAAACCUCAAACAGUGGAUGCAUGCCGCUAGAGAUUGAGGCUUUGUGGGCUCAUUUCAAUACCUUGGAUGAUGCGGGCCAAAGUAUGUUGAGAAGGAAGCUUAAAGAGCUUUAUUGUCCUCAAAUCAGUUCAUUGUGUCCUCCUGAAGUGAAGAUAAAGCACAAUCAAUCGUCCAAGGAGAGGAAAACCAAACCUCCCAGAGGUCAAUCAAUAGGAUCCACCCAGCGUGACCUUUCACAUUGGGAACAUGUUGACAAUCAGACCAAAGAACAAGAAUCGAAAGCUAGCAAGAGGAAACCUAGGCUCACCAAAACUCCUAAAACAACUCCAACAUCGCAAGCUCCUAAGUCAAAGAACAAGAUGGCUAUGACGGCCACCGGCUCCAAAAUCUACUUACCGGAGUUGCCAUCUUUUUUAUGGCCAUAUAUACAUGAAGUGAUAGAUGUUGUCGGGGAUGGUAAUUGUGGAUACAGAGCCGUCGCUGCAUUGCUGGACCUUCAGAACGGUCAGGACGGUUGGCCUCGGGUUAGGGAAGAGCUGAUUGUAGAACUCACACUCUAUGAGAAACACUAUACACGCAUGUGGGGUUAUGAUGUGGUACAAGCCAUGCACAAUCGUCUCACUCUCCCUCCUGAUGGUAGAGCCACUAAAGCCAGAUGGAUGCAUCUACCGGAGAUGGGGUACCUUAUUGCUAACCGGUUUCGGGUGGUUUUCAUCUCCAUCUCGUUAAAAUCUAGUUACACUUACCUUCCGAUGAGAGGAGGCGCCCCACCGUUAGAACAUCCUGUCAUAGCUAUUGGUCAUGUGACCAAUCACUUUGUACAGCUGAAGUUGGUGUCUGGACAUCCUAUGCCGCCAAUUGCUCCCCAAUGGGAAUACAACGUUGAAGAACCCGAGUCCGAAUGGUGUAAACCGUAUAAAGAGCGUUUGGAUAGAUUUAUGGCUGAACACACUGUUUGGAUUGGUCCUUGUGUUAUUACCAACUUUGAUUUAACAGACAUAACAGAAGAUUGAUAAUAUGAUUCAUGUUUGUAAUGUUGUAACCAUGUCUGUAACCAUAUUAUUAGCAAGAAUAUUUUCCUACAUAUAUUAAGACAAUGCUCCAGUAUUGUAACGAGGUCUGUUUGUCCCAUAUUAUUGUCACUGCAUUUUCACGUUUCUGUCUGUGACAGUAUCUGGUUUUAGAGGUACGAAUCUUGAAGUUUCAUAUUAAUCCGGGUUUUCAACUC
Molecule: messenger RNA, 1765 nt
Organism: Lotus japonicus
Lineage: Eukaryota; Viridiplantae; Streptophyta; Magnoliopsida; Fabales; Fabaceae
Exons: 3
Coding region: 15-1550 (511 amino acids)
Source: RefSeq, a predicted model, not a curated record